AUGACGUCGGAGCGUUCUCGAAUCCCGUGUCUCUCGGCUGCUGCUGCCGAAGGAACAGGGAAAAAGCAACAAGAAGGAAGAGCAAUGGCGACACUGGAUCGCAAAGUGCCCAGUCCGGAGGCGUUUCUGGGCAAACCCUGGUCCUCCUGGAUCGACGCCGCCAAAUUACACUGCUCCGACAAUGUAGAUUUAGAAGAGGCUGGAAAAGAGGGUGGAAAAAGCAGGGAGGUUAUGAGGCUUAAUAAAGAAGAUAUGCACUUAUUUGGCCAUUAUCCGGCACAUGACGACUUCUAUCUCGUAGUGUGCGGCGCCUGCAAUCAGGCCAUCAAGCCGCAGGUGUUCCAGGCGCACUGCGAGAGAAGACACGGUUCAAUGUGUAGACCUUCUCCCUCUCCAGCAUCUCCAUCGUCCAGUUCCAGGACAGCAUUAGGACAGGUGAAAACCAAAGCCUGUCUCAGCGGCCAGAACCCUGCCAACAGCACCUCAAAGCCAUUCAAAACGCCCAAAGACAAUCUACUUACCUCCAGCAGCAAACAGCACACGGUCUUUUCUGCAAAGGGAUCCAGGGACAAAGCAUGCGUUCCGGUUCCUGUAGUCAGUUUAGAGAAAAUUCCUAACCUAGUGAAGGCAGAUGGUGCCAAUGUCAAAAUGAACUCGACAACCACUACUGCGGUCACCUCCUGCUCCACCUCGUCCUCUGCAGUCUCCACCCCACCUUUAAUUAAGCCAGUCUUGAUGUCCAAGUCAGUGCCACCCUCCCCAGAGAAGAUCUUAAAUGGCAAAGGAAUUUUGUCUGCCACAAUAGACAAGAAACACCAAAAUGGCACCAAAAACAACAACAAGCCUUACAGGAGACUUUCAGAGAGAGAAUUUGACCCAAAUAAACACUGUGGAGUAUUGGAUCCCGAGACAAAGAAACCUUGCACAAGAUCCCUCACCUGCAAGACACAUUCGCUAAGCCAUCGGAGGGCAGUCCCAGGCCGGAAAAAGCAGUUUGACCUCCUUCUGGCAGAACACAAAGCCAAGUCCCGAGAAAAAGAAGUUAAAGAUAAAGAGCAUCUCCUGACUUCAGCAAGGGAAGUACUUCCGAACCAGCCCGGGCCGGCGCAGGACUCUCUGCCAGGACCUUCUGGGAGCUCUGGGCCAGAACCAAAAGUCGCAUCCCCUGCAAAGUCCAGGCCACCUAACUCUGUGCUUCCCAGACCGUCGUCUGCAAAUAGCAUCAGUAGCAACACAUCUUCGAAUCACAGUGGCUACACUCCGGAACCCCCGCUACCCCCAGCUGGAGGCGACCUCAACAGCCGGCUGUCAAGUGAUGAAGGGGAGAUGGAUGGAGCCGACGAACCCGAGAAGUUAGACUGUCAUUUCUCUACCCACCACCCCAGACCUCUUGCGUUUUGCUCAUUCGGGAGUCGCCUCAUGGGACGAGGGUACUAUGUGUUUGAUAGAAGAUGGGAUCGUUUUCGAUUCGCACUAAACUCCAUGGUAGAAAAACACUUGAAUUCCCAGAUGUGGAAGCACAGAAACCCGAGCCCCAGGGCAUCAGGUCCCUCCCCCCUUUUCAGGACUUGCCUAACCAAUCUGCUGUCACUGAGCAACAUUGGGGCUGCCUGGGUGUCAACUCUGGAGAGCGUAGCACCCCGCUGCCCUCUCAGCCUCGCUGCCCAAACCCCAGGCCCCGACGGGCCCGAACCUGGAGGGAUGGCAGCCGAUGGGGGCGUGGAAGACAUUAGGAAGAAAAGGAACGGCCAAGACUCUUUUUUCUUUAACAAGCAUUUAACUCUGCAUCAGGAGACGCCAACACAGUAUUCUCUUUCAGCCAGGAAGAUCCCUCCUGCGGCAGAUAGCCCCAUGCCCUCGCCAGCAGCCCACAUCUCCACCCCUGUUCCAGCAUCCGUUUUACAGCCUUUCAGCAACCCCAGUGCUGUGUAUCUUCCUUCAGCCCCCAUCAGCUCGAGACUCACCUCUUCUUACAUAAUGACAUCAGCCAUGCUCUCAAACGCAGCUUUUGUGGCGUCGCCGGACCCGAGCGCCCUCAUGUCACACACCACAGCUUUCCCCCAUGUGGCUGCAACCCUCAGCAUCAUGGACUCAACCUUCAAGGCCCCAUCCGCCGUGUCCCCGAUACCAGCCGCCAUCCCUUCCCCAUCCCACAAGCCAUCCAAAACCAAAACCAGCAAAUCCUCAAAAGUCAAAGACCUGUCCGCCCGUAGCGACGAGUCUCCAAGUAACAAAAAGAGGAAGCCGCAGCCUUCGACUUCCUCCUCCUCCUCCUCAUUAUCCUUGCAGACAUCCCUCUCGUCUCCAUUAUCAGGGCCCCACAAAAAGAACUGUGUUUUGAAUGCCAGUUCAGCUUUGAACUCCUAUCAGGCGGCCCCUCCCUAUAACAGUCUGUCUGUGCACAACUCAAACAAUGGGGUGAGCCCCCUCAGUGCCAAACUGGAGGCCUCAGGACGGACCUCGCUGCCUGGUGGCCCCGCGGACAUAGUGAGACACGUGGGCUCGGUGGGCGGCAGCAGUGACUCCUGUCCCCUCUCUGUGCCCUCCCUUGCAGGGGACCUCUCUCUGGCCUCACACAAUGCCGUGUCUUCGCUGCCCCUCUCUUUUGACAAAUCAGAAGGAAAAAAGCGUAAGAACUCGAGCUCUAGUAGCAAAGCCUGUAAAAUCACUAAAAUGCCUGGUAUGAAUAGCGUUCACAAAAAGAACCCGCCCAGCCUUCUUGCACCGGUGCCCGAUCCUGUUAACAGCACCUCCUCUCGGCAGGUUGGGAAAAAUAGCAGCCUACCUUUGUCACAGUCCAGUCCUUCAAGCAUAUCCAGCCCAGGACACAGCCGACAGAAGACCACCAACAGAACGGGCAGGAUAAGGACUCUUCCUUAACAAGACUGUGAAGCCACUUCCAAACCCAUGCCUGGCCACCCGAGGCGGGAGGAGGAGGGAGGGGUGUGGCAGCCGGGGAGAGUCUGUUUCCUGUGCUGUGCCAGUGGCUCUGGCCUUUCUUCUUCCUUUUUUAAUUGACCGGUUUUUAGUUCCUAAGAGAAAGCAAAAGGCAAAAGAACGUGAAUUUAAGAUUUACAGAAAACAAUACCAGUGUUUGGUUUCAGUUCCUUCAUUUGCCACGUGUACGUGUUCUUCCAAGUUCGGGGUCGGCCCUCUAGCUUCCGAUGCUGCUACCGCACCAUCAUUUUGCUCCAGCCAGGAGAGCAGAUGUUGCCGAGUGUCAGUUCCUGGUUGGCUUUGUCUGAAACUCUUGAACUUGAGCACAUGCCAGUGCUCCUUCCCUUGACCUCUCCCACCCGUCCCUUCCAUCCCCUCCCACCUGCCAUCCUCGGGGGUCCCCACUGGCCAUCGGCAAGGGGCUGACUCUCACGAGUUCCCCUCUGGACAGCGUGCUGGGGGAGGAGCUUUGCUGGGGAAGAGCCUGUGUCUGGGGAGCCGAGAGCAGAGGGCCGGCCCGCACUGAGCGCCCCCAGCAGGUUUCUGUGCAGCACCAGCACCGUAGGAGCCAGAUGCUAUGGGCGAAUUGGAGAAAAGUGGCCACUGAACUGUGUCAUUUACCCAAUACCACUGUCCAGCUGUGCAGCUCAGAGACGAUAUCAUGGGUCAGGAACAGGGGCUGGAAUAGGCCUGGAAGGUGACAGGAAGCAGAGCAUAUGCGUAGGGGAGGAUAUCUCCCCAAAGACGGAGGAAACUGGGCAACUGACCAUCUGAGCUUUUUAGGAAUCCAUGCUGCACAGUCCCUCCCAGGGUGCCAUGCACAAGGGCCCCAAAGCUGAGUGAGCCAGAGCAGAAGGGAUCCCUGCUCUGUGAAAAGGGCCCCCUGUGAAAAGGGCCUGAGACCCCAGAGCCCACUGUGGGGGGGGAAGUUCCUAAGCUGCCCUACGGGGCUAGGCCAGAGGAGAAAAAGCAAGGGUCUGAGGGAAAGCUUCCAUGGAGGGUUAAAUAUCAAACACCUUGGUAGAAUAAAUACUAGCACUGACUGCCCGCCCCCUCCCAGGCCCCGGGCCCCAGGGUCCCGUGCAACAGUAUACUCAGAGCUCAGCUUAUCCUAGGUUAUCACAAGCCCAGACCCACAUACAGCCCAGCCACCACCUAGUGAAGAGUCAUUUGGAAGAGAGGGAAGAAAGAAGCCAGAGCCCUGCCACUCUAAAACCGUUCACACUGGAGUUUUGAAAGAAAUAGCAAUAUGAUUAGCUCUAAAAGGGAAUCAUAAUCAGGAAAGGAAUUCACAAUAUGACAUAGGCAUUCUGUGCUAUUAAUCAUAAAACUUUGCAUACGAGAUAAUAGCAAGAUCCUAGGACGUUUGGCUUCAUCCCUAACUCAGAAAUGAACGCCCGAUUUACAGCUGGAUGCACAGCAUCACCCCCACCCUGAAGUUUCCCUUUUCCUUCCCAUCCCCCCCAACCCAAAGAUCAGACUACUGUUAAGUUUCACCACAUUGGAAUUUGCGAAGACGGGAAGCAAACGGAGUGAUUUGUAUCAAUGGAAUUGCACUGACAGUGUUUCUUAUAGGAUUCCUAAAAUUUUUAAUAUAAAAUGAAAUUUUUUUAAAAAUCAGGAGUUGAUAUUAGGUACCAGGACAUUAGUUCAGACGAUUUCAUUUUUAUUUCUACAGUGUUAAAAGUGCACUUAUAUGCUGGUUUAUUUACGUCUUGGGAAAAAGAGACUGCGAAUUGAAGGGAAGAUGGUUACUCUUUCUUUUUUAAAAAAAAAAAGUUAAGGCA
This is a messenger RNA of Hyaena hyaena (striped hyena), 4724 nucleotides long. RefSeq names its product ataxin 7 like 1 (gene ATXN7L1). The record is from RefSeq and is a predicted model, not a curated record. NCBI's taxonomy places the organism in Eukaryota, Metazoa, Chordata, Mammalia, Carnivora, Hyaenidae. The transcript is spliced from 13 exons. Bases 1 to 2880 code for a protein of 959 amino acids.